AGGUUGGUUAUUAUUUGUUAUGUCUGUCAAACUUGCACCAUCCGAUAUUUUAUGCGAAUUUUUGGAAGUAGUAAUUCAUAAUAUUGUAUAUAUUAGGAAGCUGUAUCCUGAAACAAUUUUUUCUAGAAAACGGAAGUAUGGUGUGGUAGUUUAUCAAUGUAUUCAGCCUGAUCAGGAUCUGUUCAAGAGAAGUAUGUUUUAGAAAUACUGGAUCUCAAAAACAUUAUUGACGCUGAUCCUCUAUUAAUUGAUCUGGAACAGUGUAUGAGGAAUUUCAUUUUAAGACUUCACAACACUAUUAACUAUUUGGAUGAUUUGAGUGAGGAUGCCACUUUCAGUGUACAGUUGCAAGUGACAACCUAUUCAAAUUUAGAAUUUAAUCAAACUCCUAAUUAUGAUCAUUUUCCCUGGGUUGAAGUUAACAGAACAGAAAAUAUUUGUCAUUCUGCUGAUAUAGUACCUUUACAUACAAUAGAAUCAGAUAUAUUCAAUUUGCAAAUUUAUAUAGAAAAAUCAAAUUAAACCAAUCGCUUUUUUUUUCUUCAAAUGGAAGAUCAGGAAGUAAAUAAAAAAAGGAAGAAUAGGUUAGCAGUUUUUGAGCAUGUUGUACAUAAAGAGAAGACCCCAAAGAAGAGAAAAUCUGUAAGAUUUUCAGAAGACUCGUCUCCCUCUGAGUCAGAGUUGGUUAUAGAUGACGAAGAACCGGUGGUCCGGAAAAAGAAGAAAAAGAGCAAACCUCUUAUAAAAUUGUCAGAAGAACCUCUUAGUUUAAAGUGCAUGUGGUUGGAUUGUGAUCGUGAUGAUCAUUUUACUUCCUGGGCAGUAUUCAAUGCGCAUAUUAUACAACAUGCAAGUGAAUAUACAGACGUCUUCCGUUGCCAAUGGAAAGACUGCACAGAUGAGUUAAGCAACCAAAUCUUACUAGAGCAGCAUCUCUGUCAUCAUGGAUAUAUCUCGAAACUCAACAAUAUCGGCGAAAAUAUCGUGGAGAGAGAUAAAUUGCCAAGAUGCCUGGAAACUCAUGAAUAUAAAAUACCUCUUGAAGCGUCUGGAUACAAAUGCGAAUGGGAAUAUUGCCAAGCAGUAUUUUUUACCCUAUUUGAAUUUUUUAAUCACAUGCCUGUUCAUAUAAAAAAUAAUCCGAAGACCGCUACUGAAGAAUAUGAGAUCGUGUGCCAUUGGAAUUAUUGCAAUACUAAAUAUUCCACACCACCCAAACUAGCGGAUCACUUAAGAAUGCACACAAAAGAAAAAUGCGUAGGAUGUGCCACUUGUAGCAGACUAUUUUCCAGUAAAACAAAGUUUAGUGACCACAGAAAGCGACAGAUGUCAUCUGCCUUGCAAUGCUAUCAGUGUUCCCAGUGCCUAAAACUGUUCCCAACCGAAAGACUGUUGAGAGAUCAUAUGAGAUCUCACAUAAAUCAUUACAAGUGUACUAUGUGUGACAUGACGUGCCCGAAACCUUCUAUUUUGGCGAAGCACAUUCGAUUUAAACAUAUCAGCUUUAAACCUUACAAAUGCACUGAAUGCGACAAAUCAUUUGUUGAAAAAUGCAAUCUCAAAGCUCACAUGAAAACUCAUGAAGAAGAAAACCCUCUAAAAUGCUACUUGUGUAACUUUAGUUGUCGUUCAAAAGUAGGAUUGGAUAGCCACUAUGUAAAGAAGCACGAUUCGGCUGGUUUAGUGUAUGAAUGUCAUUGCUGUAAGAAAAAGUUUAAGAGGGGCACAUAUUUGACAAAACAUUUAACCAAACUUCAUAAUUACCAUUGGCCUUCUGGUCAUUCCAGAUUUAAAUACAGAAAAGAUGAAGACGGCGUUCACAGACUUCAAACUGUCAGAUACGAGAGCCUGGAAGUUACACAGGAGAUGAUACGCAGCGAGUCAAUGCAAACCAAUAGUGUGAUAGAACCGUCUACUUAUAACCUCAAUUACGACAACGAUGGCAAGUCGGUGACCGUUUUAUCGACUUCUAAAAAGGAAGAGCAUGCCAGAAAAAAAGCGAAGGCAAAUAACGUGAUUUUGACUAUACAAGACGUAGAUGAUGACGGGAACGUUGUAAAUUGUAAAGUGGUGAAAUCCAAAGUGGUGAAUGUUAGCAAUGUGAAAGAUAUAGAAGGUGCAGUUCCACUACAAAAUGCAGAAGAAUCGGAUGACUCAAGUGAAUCUAGUGGGACUGAUGUAAAAUGUUCAGUAAAUGAUGAUAAUAAUGAAAUAACUAUAAAGUAUGAGAAACUUAACUUUAAUGAAGAAGUGGACGGAAGCAGUACCAGUAUAUUGGAUUAUAAAAUUUUUAAACAUUCAAAAUGUUAGAAUUUUAUAAAUAUCUUUAUCAUAAUUUUUAUUAUUUUUAAACUAACAAAUUUAUAUAAAAUAUUACUUA
Diabrotica balteata is the source of this 2380-nucleotide messenger RNA. The record is from the annotation of a GenBank genome assembly. NCBI's taxonomy places the organism in Eukaryota, Metazoa, Arthropoda, Insecta, Coleoptera, Chrysomelidae.